This is a messenger RNA of Ostrea edulis (European flat oyster), 5923 nucleotides long. Its product is annotated as glucose-fructose oxidoreductase domain-containing protein 1-like. Lineage: Eukaryota; Metazoa; Mollusca; Bivalvia; Ostreida; Ostreidae. Gene Ontology annotation, molecular function: nucleotide binding. The record is from RefSeq and is a predicted model, not a curated record. The coding region runs from base 102 to 1289 and encodes 395 amino acids. The transcript is spliced from 3 exons.
AUACACCGAGUGGAAACGACUUCCUCAAAUUAUGGAUCAUUACGAGGGAAUUUGAUGUAUAAAUUUUACAUCAUUUGAACGUCACUGCGUAAGCAGCAGACAUGCGGAAGAUGCUGCCAGGCUUCGGCGUAGUGGGAACCCCAAGCUCAGUCAGGGCAUAUGUCCCACUUUUGAAAUCGUAUGGCUUCAGAGUUGUAGCUUUGUGGGGGAGAACGAAGGAAGAUGCUGCAAGAGUUGCUGCAGAACUCAACAUUCCCUUUCAUUCUAGCAAUGUAGAUGAGGUUUUGUUGAACAAGGAUGUGGACAUUGUAGCAGUGACAUGUGCUCCUCACAUGCAGGCUCCUAUUGCAGUCAAAGCUCUGGGUAUUGGAAAACAUGUUAUAUGUGGUGCUCCUGCAGGACCAAAUCAAGUAGACUCUCUGCGCAUGGUCAAUGCUGCCAAGUAUUACCCUCGUCUGAUGUCCCUGACUAUUUAUGGAUUGAGAUUCUUACCAACGAUUGACAAGAUGAAACAGCUGAUCACGGACGGAUAUGUAGGAGAUAUAAGCAUCUGUGAAGUCAGAGUACGCUUUGAAAAAACAAAGAGAGACCAAUUUGAUUGGAUGUGUGAUGGCACAAUGGGAGGCGGCCUUUUGAAUGAGAUUGGCAGUGACAUCAUUGAUGUGAUUGGUUAUUUGACAGGGCAGAAGGCAACAAAAGCACAUGGCAUGCUGAAAACCUACACUAAGCAGACAGAGAAAAUCAAGGGUAUUCGUGAAAUUACCAGCGACGAUUUUUGUACUUUUCAAAUAGAACUUGAUCAAGGGUCUUGCGUGACUGCUACAAUUAAUGGUCAUAUACCAGGGCCUUUUCAGCAAGAGAUUAUGAUAUUAGGAAACAAGGGCAGGCUUACAGCCAAAGGAGCCGAUCUGUAUGGCCAGAAAAAUGACCAAUCAAAAGAAGAGUUGCUACACUUUGACCCAAUAAACUUCAAAGAAGAGGAGAGGCAUGGAGUGUCUGAUAAAACUCGCAAUCUCAUCCCAACUCCGUACUUGAAGGGCAUUAUAAAGUUUAUCGAAUCUGUCAAAAAUGCUUUUGAUAAAGAGGAGGAGAGACAGAGCUACUGUACAGACCCAGUCCGACCUGCAGCAAAUUUUGAGGAUGCACUUUAUGUGCAGUCUGUAGUAGAAGCCAUUCGGAAGUCCAGUAAAACCAAACAGUGGGUCAAGGUAGAAGUUUUGAAGGAAGAACCUGAUCCCAAUAAUUUUAUGUCGCCCUCACUUAGGCGCAGUGCUUACUCUGUACACUAAGCAGUAACCAGGUACCUACACAAAAAAUCAUCUCAGGUUUAACCAGGAGCUUUACUAAAAGGCUGAUUUCGGGAUUGAAAUGCAAUUGUCAUUCAUCAUCACUUAAAAUAGAUUUUUCAUUCAAAUGUUGAUGGAACCAAUUCAUGUUGUUGGUUUUUUUUUUGUAUUUCAUAGUUUGAGUUUAAGCAAACUUGGGUUAUUUUGAAUUAUGAGGAAGUAUUAUCUCAUAUUGACACAGCUUCAGUUUAGCAAUAUUUGAUACAGUAUUUACCCCCAAUGACUGCCUCCUUCCAAUAAGCAGCACUCUUCAUUAAUUUUUAAUCUGAAAAUAAUCAACACUCCUCUUGUGAUAUUAAGUAUCAAGGAUUUUGUAUAAUUCUGACAUGAAAUGCAGCAUUUUUUUAAGUUGUGUCCUCUCUAAAGCAGCUUUCCUACUUUGUUAUGAAAUGUACGCUGAUCAGGCACGUUCUACCGGUAUCUAUAGUUUGUUCCAUUGUAACAAAUUACUACCUAGUCUAUUAAUGUACAUAUUAUUUGUACAUGUAGAUAUGCUAUACAUGUAUGUUGUCUAGUCAAAAUUGUGAUAAUUUUGUAUUCUUCAUUUAUGAAGCAGUGCCCCCCCCCCCCCCUUUCCAAAUUUAUGGAGCAGUACGAUAAUCUGUUUUGACCAUGUAUGCAUUCAUCUUUCUGUCCAUCCAUAGUGAUGGUCCUCCACAUAUAAUUCUGUUUGUAUUCAGAUUACAGAUAUUUAUUUAGGAGAAAUUGCCAUUCAAUAUACAGUGGUCUCUGUUUUGCAUUGUAAUCUCUGAUUUAUUAAACCCACCCCUGCACAAUAAAAGUUUAAGGGGUUUACUAAGGAAUCACUGGAUGCUGUGUCUGUUCAUCUGUCCUUACUAUUGGCAAAGUCAUAACUUUGUAAUGAAGAUAUAUUAGAAGCAUAUAUUUGGCACAAAGUUGUUUAUGACAAGAUGUUUCAUAACCUUAACUGGAGGUUAUUUGGCCAAGGUUAAAGUUACUGGUAAAGAAAAGGUUUGAUGUGUGAGUAAAAAGUUUUGAAAUUUUUGUCAAGGUCAAAACUUUGUAAUAGAGAGACAUUUGAAACUCGUACUUGCUUCCAAUGUUAUAACAAGAUGGUAUGUCUUGACUAUAACCCCAAGUUAUUUGACCAAGGUCACUGGGAAAAAGAAAAAAGUUUGAACAAAAAAUGUAGGGUUUUAUCAAGACCAAGUUUUAAUGGAGGGAAAUUAGAUUCUCACACUUGGCAUAAAAGUUUAUUGCUGGGUGGUAUAUCUCAUGACUCUUACCCAUGUCCAUGUGUCCCUUUAUCCAAAACUUUAAAUAUUUUUGUCAGGGCUAUAUAACUAAUAUAUAAAUGGAAAGACAAGAAGCUCAUACUUUAUUCAGAGGUAGAAAUUGGCCUGGGGUAUGUCAUAACUUUACUGUACCUUUAGGUCAUUUUGGUCUAGCACAAGCUCUUUGGCAAUUAAAAUCCUAGUCUGAUCCAGAAUUAUGCAAAGCACAUAUGGUAGAGGUUUCUAUGCUGUAUUUUGAAUAGACCCCACUUUUGAUCAACCUUUCAGAGUAUAAGUCCUUUUGGGACAGGUUUUGUUUAUUCCAUGAAAAACAGCCAUAUUCACUAUUCCCUACACUAUGGUGUAUUCUAUGGCUGGGUCCGUGCUGACUCGGGUCAGUUUACUGCAUGUAUUUCUAUUUACACCAAUUCAUAAUGAACAAUAACAUGUACAUAUCAUACUACAUGUACAAAAUCCAUACUCAUCUCAAAGCACUGCCAAUCUUCUUGCUAGACAUUCAAACCCAAACUUUCAACUCAAUGGAGAUUUUUUUUGUGAUGAUAUUGAUAUUAUAUUUUAUACACAAAAUCAUCUGAUCUACUAUAUUUCGGUUGACAAUUGUGAUAAUCAUUUUGCACAGACAUUUGUUAUUUCAGUUAUCAAUUGCGCAUAAUCUCAAUCUGAUUAAUAUCACUCUAGUGUAGCGAUCUAAGUGAGCGGAUCAUAGGAUCUAAUUUUAAUCAGAUUGCACAUAAUCUUAAAUAUGCAAUCGAUGAAUCUACUGCAACAUUUCAAUAACUAUCAGUAAAUAAGUGUUAUAAUGUAGUACAAUGUUACAAUGCAAUUUCAUUAUGAAAAUGUAUGCUUGUUGUUUUUAAAUGUAUUUUUCUAAACUUAAGGAAUUUCAGCCUUUCAUGCCGAAAUUGUUUCGAGUUGAAAACAUUCAAAUGAUUGAAUUUUAUGUGAGUUUACAAUAGUGAAUGAAGAUACAUUGUUGUUAAUGUUUUUACCGUUGUGUACUUCAGCAAUUUAUGUUUAUUGUAAAGAGGUGUGUACAGUUGUCAUAUUUAUGUAUUUAUAUUAUUUAUAUGUAGAUUUUAACUAUGAAACAUGACACAAAAAACAUAUUUAUAGCCUUGUUAAUAUAUACACAAAAAGCCUCACAGUGAUCAUUCAGACCUCUACAUAAUCUGGAUUAAUUCAUCAGUUUUAGACACUUUGUUUCAAAUGAAUAUUUAACAGUCUGAGUCAAUGGUUAGUAGCAAUAUUAGAUUUAUGAAUGACCUAGACAUUUGGGGGGGGGGGUGGUAAUUGUUUGGGGAACAUCUCAAAAGGUACUUUUCAUUGUAAAAAUAUUAUUUACCACAUGUAACUUUUGGUCAUCAAAGUUUGAGAUACAUGUAUUUAUGAAUAAUAGGGUCAGAAACCCUCGAUGGGUCUCUCAUCUCUUGGCAAGUGAAACCAACUGUAGGUUCAUGAAAUAGCCAUAAAUACUAUGGCCCUCCAUUUUCUCCACUUUGUGACUGUUGCCACAAUUCAAACUGAAAACAUUUAAAGUGUGUACUCGACACAAAUGUCUGCAUUUGGUCAGAUAUUAGUAGGUCAUAAGCCUUAUCAAAGGUCAGUUGGAGGUUAAGGUCAUGCAUUAGUAUUGGAAGUACAUAUGUACCAUUCCCAAAACUGAUUACUUAAAUCUCUACAUCACUAAGCACUUUUGAUACAAUGAUUGUCACAGGGAUUUCAAGGGAUUGUUUUUGUUUAGGCUAUCAUACAUAAUACAAUGAAGAUACUUAUAAAGGACCAUUUUAGAAGGGCUAGGGAUUCUAGUGAACAAAUUGUAUUCAGACUAUAAUUUUGCAAUAAAGGAUUGUUGAAAUGAAAUUGAUACCCAAAAUGAAAUUGCCUAGACUUUGAGUGAAGAUUAGUUUAGUAAGAAUGUGGUUUUAGAUCUACAUUAUUCUCACUAUAUGUCUCUAUUGGAGUGCAAAAGAAGUUUAGCAUGAUCUGAGGAAGAUAAAAACCUGUGUAUGGAAUUCUAUUAAUAGAAAUUGUUUUAUUAAGGACAUGUGUCCUUGUGGAUGCAAUUGAAUUGAACUUCUUGCAUAUACUAGUAUGCAAAAUGUGAGCAAUGUUGAUUGAACAAUUGUGCAUAUCUUUGCUUCAUAUGAAAACUGUAGACUAGUAGAAAAUCAGAUCUGUAUACUGUACGUAGCAUAAUUCUCACAGACAAGGCCUGUGUCAUGUUUAAUUCUGUUGUGUAUUAUAAAUCUCACAGACGAGCUAAACCUGUGUCCUGUUUAAUUCUGUUGUGUAUUAUAAAUCUCACAGACGAGCUAGGCCUGUGCUGUGUUUAAUUCUGUUGUGUAUUAUAAAUCUCACAGACGAGCUAGGCCUGUGUCCUGUUUAAUUCUGUUGUGUAUUAUAAAUCUCACAGACGAGCUAGGCCUGUGCUGUGUUUAAUUCUGUUGUGUAUUAUAAAUCUCACAGACGAGCUAGACCUGUGUCCUGUUUAAUUCUGUUGUGUAUUAUAAAUCUCACAGACGAGCUAGGCCUGUGCUGUGUUUAAUUCUGUUGUGUAUUAUAAAUCUCACAGACGAGCUAGACCUGUGUCCUGUUUAAUUCUGUUGUGUAUUAUAAAUCUCGCAGACGAGGCCUGUGUCCUGUUUAAUUCUGUCGUGUAUUACAAAUCUCACAGACGAGGCCUGUGUCCUGUUUAAUUCUGUUGUGUAUUAUAAAUCUCACAGAUGAACUAGGCCUGUGUCAUGUUUAAUUCUGUUGUGUAUUAUAAAUCUCACAGAUGAGCUAGGCCUGUGUCAUGUUUAAUUCUGUUGUGUAUUAUAAAUCUCACAGAUGAGCUAGGCCUGUGUCAUGUUUAAUUCUGUUGUGUAUUAUAAAUCUCACAGACGAGCUAGGCCUGUGUCAUGUUUAAUUCUGUUGUGUAUUAUAAAUCUCACAGAUGAGCUAGGCCUGUGUCAUGUUUAAUUCUGUUGUUUAUUAUAAAUCUCAUAGAUGAGCUAGGCCUGUGUCAUGUUUAAUUCUGUUGUGUAUUAAAAAUCUCACAGACGAGCUAGGCCUGUGCUGUGUUUAAUUCUGUUGUGCAUUAUAAUUUUCACAGACAAGCUAGGCCUGUGCUGUAUUUAAUUCUGUUGUGUAUUAUAAUUUUCACAGAUGAGCUAGGCCUGUGCUGUGUUUAAUUCUGUUGUGUAUUAUAAUUUUCACAGACGAGCUAGGCCUGUGUCAUGUUUAAUUCUGUUGUGUAUUAAAAAUCUCACAGACGAGCUAGGCCUGUGCUGUGUUUAAUUCUGUUGUGUAUUAUAAUUAUAAAAUAAAGUUUUAUUAGUU